Messenger RNA from Cyclopterus lumpus (lumpfish), 637 nucleotides. RefSeq names its product family with sequence similarity 241 member A (gene fam241a). Gene Ontology annotation, cellular component: intracellular membrane-bounded organelle. The transcript has 2 exons. The record is from RefSeq and is a predicted model, not a curated record. The coding region runs from base 103 to 534 and encodes 143 amino acids. NCBI's taxonomy places the organism in Eukaryota, Metazoa, Chordata, Actinopteri, Perciformes, Cyclopteridae.
AACGCGCGGUGCGGCGCUCCGGGCGGACACCCCGGGACUGCGCGCCAUCAAUCAGCCCGCGCGCAUGUUUUGAUUCCCUGAAAGUUACUCGCCAGCGGUAAAAUGUCCACCGCAGCGCAGCACGCGAGCGACCAGUUUGCUGUUCGUCGACGUGAAUUCGCAGAGCUGCCGACAGACAACCAGAGGAGAUGGCACGCUCCUCAACACGAGCACGGCGCGAGGCAGAGCGCGCUCCACCGCCAGCGACACCAGGUCGAUGGCAGCCGGACCCAUGAUCUCACCAUCGGAUGGCCCCACGUGGACGACCCCACCACCAGGGAGCCUCGGCUGGACGACUGUGAGCGGAUGGGCACUCUGUUCGGGAUGCUUAACAAGUGCCUACGGGGGAUGGGCUUCAGCCAGAUGUACUUUGGGGACAAGAUCGUGGAACCGGUAGUGAUCACGUUCUUCUGGCUGCUGCUCUGGUUCCUGGGCAUCCAGGCCCUGGGACUGGUGGGAACUCUCUGCAUCAUCAUCAUCUACAUCCAGAAGUGAAGAGAGCGGAAGGUCGAGCAGAGCCUGCUGUUUUUCUUUGUUUGACGCUUAACAUAUUCUGUGCUAACGGGUGUUUGGGUUGGAAAUCUGCAGUGGGUCUGUG